GACUGGAAUCGAACAUGGUACACAGACAAACCGGACCUGACAGAGUGCUUCCAGAACACGGUGCUGGUCUGGUUCCCGUGCAUCUACRUCUGGCUGUUGGCGCCCUUCUACGCCCUCAAACUCUACUGCCAUGACUGUGGACGCAUCCGAAUCUCCACUCUCUGCACCGCCAAGACGGUGCUGGGGUUCCUCCUGGCCUCAUUUGGCUUCGUGGAGUUCUUCUACAUUCUUCUGGAGAGGAGUCAUGAGAUCCAAAACCACAUGGUCUUCCUCCUCAGUCCCAUCAUACGCAGCUUGACUGUGGUCCUGGCCAUAUGCAUCAUCCAGUUGGAGAGGAUACGAGGCUGUCGUUCCUCCGUCUUCCUCUUCCUGUUCUGGGUCCUGGCGGUGGUGUGUUCCCUGGUGCCCCUACGGGCAAAGAUCCAGCUGGUUAUGUACGAGGGUAUCACCACCGAUAUUGUGAGAUACACAGCGUUUUUCUCCUACUUCUCACUCCAACUGGCCCAGCUCUUCCUGUGUUGUUUCGCUGACCAGCCUCCAGAGGGGAAAACCGUCCUCGUCAAG
Salvelinus sp. IW2-2015 is the source of this 564-nucleotide messenger RNA. Its product is annotated as multidrug resistance-associated protein 1-like. Lineage: Eukaryota; Metazoa; Chordata; Actinopteri; Salmoniformes; Salmonidae. The record is from RefSeq and is a predicted model, not a curated record. The annotation marks the transcript as partial. The transcript has 4 exons.